GGUCGAGGCGGGGAGGCGGCAGCGGCGGCGGCGGAGGACGCAGCCCGGCGCCCUCGACGAAGACCCUAUGGGGAACGUUACGAGCGAUAGCAGCGAGGACGAAGGGGCGGCCGCCAGGGCCGAGAGCUGGGGCUCGCAGCCCGACAGGACCAAGGACGCGGGCGCGGCGACGAGCCCCGGCGCCGGCCCGGCCGCCACGACGCUGCCGCCCGCCUCGGUCUUGCUGGAGCCGGCCGGCCUGCGAGAGGCGGCGGCCACCCUGCGGCCCGGGCCGCACGUCGAGUCGAUGGUGUCGCAGCACCACGCCACGCUGGUGCGGUGGCUGGAGGAGCGGCUGGGCCGCGGCGAGGAGGUCGUCACCCUGGAGCAGUUCCGGGAAGUGCUGAUGGCUCGCGGCGUCUGCGGUCGGGGCGAGCUGUUCGAGGAGGCCUUUGCUCAGUUUGAUGCAGAGGGACAUGGUACCGCUGAUGCUGAGAACAUGUUGGAGGCACUCAAGAAUUCCAGUGAUCCAGAUGUUCAGGGGGAGCUGAGCCAGAUCAUCAGACAGCUGCAGGCCUGUUCUCUUAUUCCUGGUUUUAUAGACAUAUUUGCAGAGUCAAAGGAGGGCCUGGACAUACAUUCAUCAGUGAUUCUGCGCUUCCUGCAUCGCAAUCGGGCCUCAAGCACGGAUAUCCCCUACCCCAUGUUGGAACAUUGUGAUAACAUAUGCUUCAUGAGGACUUCUAUUCUAAAGGAGUCUCUGGACCAACUGAUACAAAAAGAGAAAGAAAGCCCUGUAGAUCUUACUAGAAUCCCAGAGGUGGACAAAUUCAAGUCAGUAGCAAAGUGCUAUGCUUAUAUAGAAACAUCCUCCAACCCUGCAGACAUUGAUAAGAUGACAAAUGGAGAAACAGUAUCAUACUGGCAGUCAGAUGGCAGUGCUCGCUCACACUGGAUUCGUUUAAAAAUGAAGCCAGAUGUUGUGCUUAGGCAUCUAUCCAUUGCAGUUGCUUCCGAUGAUCAGAGCUACAUGCCGCAGCAGGUGACAGUAGCUGUGGGGAGGAAUGCUGGUGAUCUUCUGGAAAUCCGCGAUGUGCAUAUUCCCAGCAAUGUCACCGGCUAUGUGACACUGCUGGAAAAUGCUAACAUCAGUCAGUUCUAUGUCCAAAUAAACAUAAAGCGUUGUCUUAGCGAUGGAUGUGAUACUAGAAUUCAUGGUCUGAGGGCUGUUGGCUUACAAAGAAUUAAGAAGUCUGGGGUCUCAGUCUCAGAUGCUUCUGCAAUAUGGUAUUGGUCUCUGCUGACAUCUCUCGUGACUGCUUCUAUGGAGACAAAUCCUGCCUUUGUCCAGACAGUACUGCACAAUACUCAGAAGGCACUCCAGCACAUGCCUCCACUUUCCCUCUCACCUGGAUCUACAGAUUUUUCAGCUUUCCUGUCUCCUAAUGUUCUAGAGGAAGUGGACAGUUUCCUCAUAAGGAUAACUAGCUGCUGUUCUACCCCAGAGGUAGAGCUGACUCUUCUGGCUUUUGCACUUGCAAGAGGAAGUGUUGCCAAAGUGCUGAAUUCUCUAUGUACCAUCACAGACCAUCUGGACACACACUAUGAUGCUUUGUCCCUGAUCUCAUCCAUGGCAUCAGUCAGGCAGAGCCUGCUUCUGAGAUACGGUAAACCUCUUCAGUUAACUCUUCAAGCCUGUGAUGUUAAAGGGAAAGAAGAAAAAUCGGGGCCUGAAAAUCUUCUUGUUCAACCAUGGACAAGAGAUGGCUUUCUUACCGAGACUGGAAAAACCAGAGCAAGUACUAUUAUCUCUACAGGAACCGAAUCUGCCUUCCAAGUUACACAGAUCAGAAUUGUGGUUCGACGUGGGGACAUUGGUGCCCAGUGUGGAUUGGUGUUUGCUUAUAACUCAUCAUCUGAUAAAUUUCAUGCAGAAGAACAUUUCAAAAGAUUUGAAAAAUAUGACAAAUGGAAGCUUCAGGAAUUCAGGCAAUUUGUAAAAGGAAGAAUUGGUUGCUCACCUGAUGACCUUGAAGAAGAUGAUCCUGUUGGGUGGUUUGAGCUGGAAGAAGAUUGGGAUGAAGCAAUUGUCAAGUUGCAACAAUGCAGAAUUACCAAAUAUUUGAUGGUGAAGUUCCUCUGCACCCGCCAGGAGUCAGCAGAGCGUUUGGGAGUCCAAGGCUUGAGCAUCAGUGGGUACCUUCGACCUGCAAGAGCUGAAGUACAGCAGAAUGUGGUCUGUGCCCACUGCAGAAAGGACUCAGAGGAGAGGGUUUGUGGAGCCACUCUGCUCCUCAGGACCCUUCAGUUCAUCCAGCAGCUUGCCCAUGAUCUGGUGCUGCAGAAGGAAAGUGGCUUAAAAUAUAAAUCUUUUCUGGACUUCGCGGGUCUUGAUUUGCAGAUCUUCUGGAUUUUUUACAAUAAAUUAAAGCAAAAUACAAGAGAAGAAUGCGUUUGUGCCCAAACCCUCCUUCUGCAGCUCCUUCAGAGCUGCUCCUCGAUACUGCAGAAAGAUAUGACAGCUGUCCCUGAGGGGACAAAGAAGAAUCCAAGCCAGAAUUCUGGACAAAUGGAGGCUGCUAAGGACCUCUACUCUCACUUAUGUGAUGUGGUAGAUAAAGUGAAUGGAGACUCUGUGCUCAUAGAAAUAUUAAAACAAGAAGUUAAGAACACCCUUCUUAAUGGGGCUGCCAUCUUCUUUCCUGAUCGACAAAUCCGGCGGAACCAUCUCCUCACCAUGAUGAAAAAUGUCACUGAACAGGAACACAAGCUGUCCUUGCAGCUUACUUUUCGCUCACUGUGCACAUAUUUUAGUGAUAAAGAUCCAAGUGGCCUUCUACUUUUACCUGAAAAAAGUGACCAGGCAGAUGUGAACAUUGACGAAGUACUGGCAGCCACGAGCACUCUCCUCUCUGUUGCUGCCCGAGAGUGUGAGCUAUUGAUGCUCAGUGGAGCACAAAGGGAGAUUGGCUCUGUGCUCUUCUCCCUGUUCUGGUCUGUUCAAGGCAGCCUGCUUUCCUGGUGCUACUUGCAGCUGAAGAACACAGACUCUGGAGCCAAAGAUCUUGCUGUUAUUCUCAUUGAAAAGUAUGUGGGACAGUUUCUGGCAAGCAUGAGAAUUAUUUUGGAGUCCCUUUUGUCACAGUAUACUGGAAAAGUCAUAGUAGAAAAAUUAUGUAAUUCAGUAUUCUCGAUGGCAUCUCGUCAACUGGUAAUCUUUCUGCUGGACUUUUGCACUUUAGACAUUUCACACUGCGCUCUCUUAAGAGAGUUCAGUACCCUAACAGAACUAUUAAAGAAGCUCUGCAGUGACUUUGAUGGAGAGCUGAAUAAGCUUGAUGUUGAGACCUGGCAACAGGAGCGACCAGUGGUGUUGCAUACUUGGACAAAGGAAUCUGCUCACAACUAUGAAAAUAAUUGUCAUGAUAUAUCUAUCUUUGUAACCCCGGGGGCAAUGUAUUUUGAGGUGGAAUUUGAUGAGAAGUGUGAAACUGAAAAAAAGUAUGAUUACCUGGAAUUUACAGACUCUAGAGGUGGAAAAACACGCUAUGAUACAAAAGUUGGCACUGAUAAAUGGCCCUUGAAUGUGACUUUUAAGGCUGGUCCUCGGCUACAGUUUCUCUUCCACUCUGACAGCAGUAACAACGAAUGGGGCUACAAAUUUACUGUUACUGCCUAUGGUCUGCCAGAUGUUGCUGUGUCUUGGGGGUUGGAUUUGCAACUCCUUGUUUCCCGACUGAUGGGACGCCUUGCUUCCCAUUGCAUGUCGUUCAAGACUGUACAUAAGUUAGGAAGUGACAUGGCAGUUUCUCAAGCAAAAGUUUCAUCAGUCAUAAACUCACCCUUGUGGAAAUCUGUCUUCAAGCAUCAGCUAUGUCCAGAGUUGAAAUUAGAAGCAAGCUGGCCCACUCACCCAUCCCAAAAUAGUAAAGAGGUUAAGAACAUUCCUGAUGAUCCCUGCCACCAUUUUCUUCUUAAUUUUGCACAAUCAGAUCCUUCCCAGAACUUCAGUGGGCCAUAUUCAGAACUUUUCAAAGGAUUCAUACAGGCAUGUAGAAAACAGGCCCUAAAGACAGACAUAGUUGCUGGUUCUGCUAUUGAUCAAGCUGUGAACGCCACCUUUGCUGCUCUGAUAUAUCGUACUCCAGACUUAUAUGAGAAGCUGCAAAAAUAUGUAAAUAAUGGGGGCAAGACAGCCCUAAGCGAGGAAUUUGCACAGGUAUAUUCCUUGGCAGAUGGGAUUCGAAUAUGGAUGUUAGAGAUGAAGCAAAAGUCGUUGAUGAGCCUGGGCAAUGGAGCAGAAGAUAAACGUGGAUUGGAGACCGCAGAGGCAAACCCUGAGAUCUUGGCACAAGAAUGUAUUCAGAAGAGUGUUCUAUUAUUGAAAUUUCUGCCUGUGGGUAUAAAUUCAAAAGGAGGCUCUGACAUGCUGGUGACUACAGAUGAAAUUGAUCAUCUGCUGUCACUUGACAAGUGCCUGAGGACAAGUUCUGUGAGGGAGGAGCAUUUCCAAGCUUCAGUAUCUCCCACUGAGGCUGCUUCCUCUGCUGUGGAAGACAGGAGUCCUGGCUUGGAUGUUCAGCCAUUGUUUUCCAGUAAUGGCCUUACUGCCCCAGAAGUGACCUCUGCCACAGCUGAAGAGCCCUCAUCGCCUUCUACACCCACCAAGCGGCCUCCUUUCACCCGAGGACGACUCCGACUCCUCUCCUUUAGGUCGGUGGAGGAAGCCAGACCAGUGCCCACAGUGAAAGAGAAAUACCCAGUAUUGAAGGAUGUUAUGGACUUCAUUAAAGACCAGUCACUCUCACAUGAAAGUGUUGUGAAGGUCCUUUCCUUGAAGAAAGCCCAAGCCCAGAACAUUCUUGAAGCUCUGAAGAUAAUUCAUUAUUGUUCAGAAUCCCUUGGACAACCUCAUUGCUUUCACCCACCUUAUAUCCUUUUUCUCUUGGAGCUUCUGACCUGCCAGAAAGAGUUUGCCGAUUAUUUUGGACAUUUGGAAGGUUGUGGUGCAGAUCUACAUAAAGAAAUUCGAGACACUUACUAUCAACUCGUUUUUUUCUUAGUCAAAGCAAUUAAAGGAUUUAGUAGCAUAAAAGACAGGUCCUUGCUGCCUGCCUUGUCCUGUGUUCAGACAGCCGUGCUUCACCUUUUGGAUAUGGGCUGGGAACCUAGUGACCUCACCUAUUUUGUUGAUAAUCAGUUGCCAGAAUUCCUCAUGAAAAUGUCACAGGAAAAUAUAAGUGUCCAUGACAGUGUGAUCAGCCAAUGGAGUGAAGAAGAUGAGCUUGCUGAUGCCAAGCAGACUUUAGAAUGGAUGGAUGAGUGUCAGGAUGGCAUGUUUGAAGCCUGGUAUGAAAAAAUAGCCCAGGAAGAUCCAGAGAAGCAGAGGAAAAUGCACAUGUUUAUUGCUCGCUACUGUGACUUGUUAAACGUAGACAUUUCUUGUGAUGGUUGUGAUGAAAUUGCUCCCUGGCAUCGCUACCGGUGUUUACAGUGCAGUGAUAUGGAUCUCUGCAAAACUUGCUUCCUAGGUGGAGUAAACCCUGAGGGCCAUGGUAAUGACCAUGAAAUGGUGAGCAUGGAGUUUACUUGUGAUCACUGCCAUGGUUUGAUCAUAGGCCGGAGGAUGAAUUGCAAUGUGUGUGAUGACUUCGAUCUUUGCUAUGGAUGCUAUGCAAUGAAGAAAUACUCCAAUGGCCAUUUGCCUACACACAGCGUCACAGUCCAUCCAAUGGUGACCAUGCGGAUCAGUGACAGGCAGAGGUUCAUCCAGCCCUACGUUCACAACUAUGCUUGGCUGCUCUUUUCGGCCCUGGCUCUCUAUAGUGCCCACCUGGCCAACACAGAGGAGGUGGAUGGUGAGAAGCUGGAUUCUCAAACAAGCUGCAGUGCUGUCACCCUGCGGAGCCAGUGCAUGCAGCUUGUUGGGGAUUGUCUGAUGAAGGCUCACCAGGGAAAAGGUCUUAAAGUUCUAGCUCCUCUUGGUUUAUUGCCAAAUGGAGACUUUACCUCAGAAAAUCAGGCCCCAUCAGUCACAGUACCCACUGGAUCAUCAGAGGACCAGCUAGAGAAGAAAACUGUCCAGGCUGCUGAGGAGCCAUCAGACUCAGGCCCUUCUGUGAGAUGCAAUGGAAUGGCAGUUAUUGAUAAGGAAGCCAGCUCUUUAGGUUGUAAGCAGAGAAAUAAGGCAGAUGAAGGUGUAUUGUUAACAAAGGAAACUUCAUGUCAGAGUCAAAUUUCAUAUUCACCUGCAGAUGUUAACACAGCUAUAGUUCUUCCAGAUGCUGAAAAUUCAGAAGUGUCAUCUUCGAAGAUCAUCGAGGAAAAGGCAGUUACACCAAACCCUGAGCAAAUGUUUGCUGAGUGUUCCCAGAAGAGAGUUCUGGGGCUACUUGCAGCCAUGUUACCUCCCUUAAAGUCGGAACCCAGGCUUCCUCUCAUAGAUCUGGAGCAUGUCCUCCCACUCAUGUUUCAGGUUGUCAUAUCAAAUGCUGGCCACUUAAAUGAAACUUAUCACCUCACUCUGGGUCUUCUUGGCCAGUUAAUUAUCCGCCUUUUACCAUCAGAGGUAGAUGCUGCAGUAAUCAAGGUUCUUUCAGCCAAACACAACCUGUUUGCAGCAGGAGACAAUUCCAUAGUGAUUGAUGGCUGGAAAACUAUUCACCUUCUUUUCAGCCUGGGAGCAGUGUGUCUAGAGAGCCGGGUGGGUUUGGACUGGGCAUGCUCCAUGGCGGAGAUCCUACGAUCACUUAAUAAUGCCCCACAGUGGCGAGAUGUCAUUGACACCUUCACUAAUCACUGCAUCAAGCAGCUGCCUUUCCAGCUGAAGCAUACCAACAUCUUUUCCCUGCUUGUGCUGGUUGGCUUUCCCCAGGUACUCUGUGUGGGGACCCGCUGUAUUUACAUGGACAGUGCAAAUGAACCACAUAAUGUAAUAAUCUUGAAGCACUUUACGGAGAAAAACAGGGCUGUAAUCGUCGAUGUCAAAACUCGGAAAAGGAAAACAGUGAAGGAUUACCAGCUGAUUCAAAAAAGAGGACAGGAAUGUGGUGACUCUCAGGCCCAGUUGAGCAAGUACUCCCAGCAUUUUGCCUUUAUCGCCAGUCAUCUUCUACAAACCAGCAUAGACAGCCAUUGUCCUGAAGCUGUGGAAGCAACUUGGGUUCUGUCCCUGGCCCUCAAAGGAUUAUAUAAAACACUAAAGGUUCAAGGUUUUGAAGAGACCCAUGCUACCUUCCUUCAAACUGAUUUGCUAAAGCUCUUAGUGAAAAAGUGCAGCAAAGGAACUGGCUUCAGUAAAAACAUGGCUCCUCGUGACCUGGAAAUUUUGUCAAUCAUGCUGUAUUCCUCAAAAAAGGAGAUCAACACUUUAACAGAGAAUGGAGACUUGGAAAUGAACGAGCGAACAGACCUAGAGGAGGUAGAACAGUCAACGAGCAACCCCAAUGAACCAGAGCAGAAAAAACUAGAUCCUCUGGAAAGCUUGGAUGAGCCCACCAGGAUCUGUUUCUUGAUGGCUCAUGAUGCCCUCAAUGCCCCUCUGCACAUUCUCCGGGCCAUAUAUGAACUGCAAAUGAAAAAGACCGAUUCCUUCUUUCUGGAGGUUCAGAAGAGAUUUGAUGGAGAUGAGCUCACCACAGAUGAGAGGAUACAGACUCUGGCUCAGAAGUGGCAGCCUAGUAGGACUCUGAAAUUAGAGGAGCAAAGUGCUAAGGUCAUGGAUACAGACAUGAUUAUCUUACCAUGCCUGUCCCAGCCUGCACGCUGCAACCAGGCUACUGCUGAAUCAAGCCAGGUGACCCAGAAACUGAUCUCCAGCACAGAUAGUGAACUGCAGCAGAGCUAUGACCAAGCAGCCGACGUAAGCAAGAGUGCUGCCCUCCUGCUCAAGGAGCUUAACUGCAAAGACCAAGAGGGCUGUCCGGACUACCCUUUUCUCCGUGUGAAUGAGGCCACAACUGUCCUAUAUGCCCGCCAUGUGCUCGCAUCUUUACUAGCUCAGUGGCCAAUAAUGUUCCAAGUGAGCGAGGAAAUCCUAGAGCUAAGAGGCCCUGCCCAUAUGACCUACAUUCUGGAUUUGUUUAUGCAGCUGGAAGAAAAGCAUCAGUGGGAGAAGAUCCUGCAGAAAGUGCUCCGAGGCUGCCAGAGAGAAUGCUGGGGGACCAUGGCUCUGGCUGCCUGUCAGUUCAUGGAAGAGCCAGGAACGGAGGAGCAAGUGCGGGAAUCAAAACACCCAUAUAACAACAAUACCAAAUUUGAGGAUAAAGUUCAUAUUCCUGGGGCAUUCUACCUCUCAAUCAAAUUCGAUACACGGUGCUGUAAGAGGAAGGCGUGUGAUGAAUUAGCCAUGUCAAGUAGCAGUGACUUUCAGCAGGAUCGACAUAAUUUCAGUGGAUCUGAACAUAAAUGGAAAGAUUUUGAGCUUCCAGGAGACACUCUGUAUUACCGCUUCACCUCUGACAUGAGCAAUACUGAUUGGGGCUAAUUCACUGUGACCACAGGACACCUGGGACGAUUUCAGACAGUAUUUGAAAUUUUGAAGCAGUUGUUAUCAGAAGAAAGAAUUGUGCCACAUCCUCCAUUGGCCAAAAUUUUGGGAAUGGCUGGUAGGCGUUGGCCUGUCACCCAGACUGGUCACCAGCGGUUAAAAGCCAUCCAUCUUCUUCUGAGAAUUGUGCAACACUGUAAUCAGAGUAAGCUGUCUUUCCUGGCGCUGUUAAAGCCUCUGUGGCAGCUCUUUACCCACAUGGAAUACAGCCUGUUUGAUGAUGAUUUGCAGCCUGGUAUCCUCCGCCCUGUGCACCGAGCCCUCACUGAGCUCUUCCUCGUCACAGAGAACCGAGCACAGGAGCUUGGCUUGCUGCAGGAUUACCUGCUGGCCUCAACCACUGAUGACUAUCUUCUCCGCUGCGCUGCACAGGCUCUGCAAAACAUUGCUGCUAUCAGCCUGGCCAUCAACUACCCCAACAAGGCCACCAGCCUAUGGAAUGUGAAAUGUUAGCCCUGGGAAGGCAUGCAUGGAGCCGGCUAAUCUGGCCACAGGGAUUCUAGAGCAGACACCUAAACUCAGCCAAGAAAGUUUCUGUGCUCUCUGUGACCGGCUCUCCUUGAGCUCCCACUUCUACUCUGAUUAGAAAACCAGGCAGCCACACCUCUGGGAACUUCCCAGGUCACGGCUAGACCCCUGCGCAUACCACACACAUGAGAAGAAGCAGGAUCAUGCUGAGUGACUCAAGGAACAAGUGGGAGACUCUUGAGAUGGUUUUUUCAGAUGCCAGCUACAGUCCUGGCCCCACAUGAAGCUUUCAGGUGGUGCUGUGGACAGCCUGCACUUGCCCCCGGUUGGAGACAGAGCCUGCCCAGAACUGCCUUUCUCAGCAGGCCCUCCAGCCACAAUGCAGGGACCAGUCCAGAGCGCCUUUUGCUUUUGCUUCUUGAGACUGGGCAGUUGUAACCAAAACCAGCGAGAUCUUCUCCUAACCACCCCACCCUGGUUCUCAGCACAGGACCAGGCAGUGUCCCAGAGAAACCCUCAGUGAAGACAAGUGCCCUUGGAGACAGCCACCGCCACUAUGUGCGCUUGGUCAAGCACGGCUCCCAGCACACCCACUUUUUUUAGUUGUUUUAGUAAUAUAUUUUAGUUCCCACCUCAUGGUUUUUAGAAUGAAUAGAACUACUUGAGAGAGCCUCCAGAGAGUGAGCAAUGAAACAGCCCUUUGGGGGAAGGGCUUUUAGGGUGAGAGUUGCAGAACUGAAGAGUGUUCUCCAAGCUUCUGUACCUAAGACUUGAAGUGUUAUCAGAGAUCUUAUUUUAGAAAUCAAAAACUAAGACAGCCCCCCUCCCCCAAACACACAGGAUGGUGUGGUCACCGUCAUCCCCCGCUCUAGAACUCUGUGGUUACUCAGCCAUCACACAUCUAGCAAUAAUUCUAUUUGCUCAUGAAAGCUGUUUGCAAUUUUCCUUUUUAUGGUUGUCAUCUCACCCUAAUAUGCUAAUGAUGAUUCUCUUUUUAAAUUCAUACUUUGGUGAGUGAAGCUUGGUUGGCACCUUCAGAGGCAGGUGCAUGAGACCUGACACAUCCCUCAACAUAAGCCCGACAGUGCCAGGUGAUGAAGUGGGUGCUGCGUGGCCUUGGAUGCUCCCUCUGCAGGGUCAGCAGCAGAAGGGCCCCAGGAACCUCUUCCCACACAAGCAUCUUCUGCCUUCAUGGAUCAGGGGGCCACGGUGUGGCAACUUUCCACAACCCCAAAGUUAGAUUGUAACUCAGGCUGAGGCUGUGUUGUGAAUCCACCAGGAAGGACAAUAGCAUCAGCAAAUUGUGCGCCUGGCCUGGGGCCCUGGAAGCUGGUACUGCAGUGCCCUCUGGGUACAAUCCCCAUUCCCAUCUUUACCCAGCCAGCUUCUCCAGAGAAGGCCCCGGAUUCGGUACCACCCAGACAAGUAGAUCUCUCAGUGAGAAGGGAGCAGUGGGCUCAGACUGAUGGAUUGACUAUCUGAAGAGGGACACUGAGACAGUGCACUCACUGCUGACCUGAGCAGAGCUGCUGGUGGUGGGAGAACAGGAGCCCCACCCAUCAGGGCAGUUGCCACCAGUUUGCUCCCCUCUUCCCAGCAGGAAGAUGAGUUGUAAAUAAACUCUGGGCUCAUCAUAGCUUUCUCCAUUCACCACCCUUGCUAUUUUAGGAUCCUUCAUUCAGUUUGCAUAGAAAUAAGCCUGAGUUUUCCCUUCAUGCAGAACUGCUGCUCUCCUGGCUGGGCCCCUGGCAUCCUACCCUGCCUCUGCUUCCUGCCACUGGGUGGCAUGGUUGAGCAAGGCUCCAUGCCCCCUUGUGGCCAUAGUCAGCCAGUGGUCCUUCCUGGAUCGAACUAUAAGGAAAAGAGGGAUUUCCUUCCAGGCCAACAUCCCUUUGACCUUAAGAGGCAGGCCCGCCUGCAAUGAGACAAAACUGGCAGGAAUAAAGGUAUUGUGGAAACAUGUGCCUAAUCUAUAAAGAAAAUCUGUUCCAAAUCAUAUAUAUUGUACAAAUAGACACUAUUCCUAAUGAGAGGAGUGACUUAUUUUCAUCAUCGUUUUUAAUUUGUUUUCUUACGGGUUUAAGAUUUUGAAUUUUUCUUAUUGGUUGAAAGAAAGAAUUUUGAUUAUAUUAGCUGAAUGAAUUCAGCCUGUAUAAAGAAUGUUAAGUUGCGGAUAAAAUAUGCAAAUGAAGAGAAAUAUAUUGUACAAAUUCUAUAUAAAACAGUACAA
Molecule: messenger RNA, 11225 nt
Organism: Suncus etruscus (white-toothed pygmy shrew)
Lineage: Eukaryota; Metazoa; Chordata; Mammalia; Eulipotyphla; Soricidae
Gene: ZZEF1
Product: zinc finger ZZ-type and EF-hand domain containing 1
Biological process (GO): protein ubiquitination; regulation of synaptic plasticity
Cellular component (GO): postsynapse
Molecular function (GO): ubiquitin-like protein ligase activity; zinc ion binding; calcium ion binding
Source: RefSeq, a predicted model, not a curated record